AUGGUUUUCUCCCCUCCGUCGUGGCAGGAUCCCCUCCCAUUCGAUCCCCCAGAUUCGAUACCCAUCAGCGAAUUUCUUUUCAAUGAAGCAUACGGAAGGCAUCCCAUCAAAGCCUCGCGGAACCCCUACACGUGUGGAAUCACUGGCUUGACAUAUACGGCAUCCGAGCAAGUGGAUAGGGUCGAGCUUUUGGCACGGUCUCUAGCCAAUGAAUUCGGAUGGCAUCCAAACAAGGGAUCUGAAUGGGAUAAGGUUGUCGGGAUAUUCGCGCUGAACACAGUCGAUUCGAUGACCUUGUCAUGGGCCAUUCAUCGACUUUCAGGAAUAGCUUCUCCGGCCAACGCAGCGUACUCUGCUUCAGAACUGGAAUACCAAUUGAAGAACUCUGGUGCAACGUCGCUAUUUACAUGCAUGCCCGCCCUUGAUACCGCCUUGGAGGCAGCAAGAGCUUCCGGAAUCCCCAACAACCGGAUUUAUAUUUUGGAUAUGCCUAAGCAGUUUUCAGGAGAUAAGGCAGUUCCAUUCAAAACAGUUGGUCAGCUGGUCACGGAGGGCGCAAGACUACCAAAACUGGAACCGUUGAAAUGGUCGCCAGGGCAAGGCAAACGGCAAACUGCAUUCCUUUGCUAUUCGAGUGGCACUUCUGGAUUGCCGAAAGGUGUCAUGAUUAGCCAUCGUAAUGUAAUAGCAAACGUUAUGCAAUAUACCGGGUAUGAAUCAAAGGCCAGAAGGGAGAGGAAACCCGUGGACAGAACAGAAGUUGUUUUGGGCCUUCUACCAUUAAGUCAUAUCUACGGAUUGAUCGUCGUUGCCCAGGUUGGGACAUAUCGCGGAGAUGAGGUUAUUAUUUUGCCAAAGUUUGAGCUUCAAUCGUUCUUGAGGGCGAUCCAGACCUACAAGAUAUGGGCUCUCUAUUUGGUCCCUCCCAUUAUCAUUACGUUGACCAAGAAUCAAGAAGUUUGCUCAAAGUAUAAUCUCAACAGCGUCAGGACUAUUUUCACAGGCGCGGCCCCAUUGGGAGCAGAAACUGCGCAAGAUCUUCAAAAGAUCUACCCAACCUGGAAAAUCAGACAAGGCUAUGGUUUGACCGAAUCAUGCACUGUCGUCUGCGGGACUCCUGAGCAUGAUAUCUUCUUCGGAUCAAGUGGCUCCCUUCUACCUGGCAUCUAUGCUAAGAUCGUGUCGCCCGAGGGUGUGGAAAUCACCGAGUACGAUAAGGCAGGCGAGCUUGUGGUACAAUCGCCAUCCGUCGUCAUCGGGUAUCUCAACAAUGACAAAGCCAACAAGGAGACGUUCAUUGAUGAUACGGACGGAAAGGGCAAAUGGAUGCGCACUGGUGACGAAGCUGUCGUUCGAAAGAGUCCCCUAGGACAUGAGCACAUAUUCAUCGUUGAUCGCAUCAAGGAGCUGAUUAAGGUCAAGGGUCUCCAAGUUGCGCCCGCUGAACUGGAAGCUCACCUCCUGACCCACCCCUCAGUAGCAGACUGCGCUGUCAUCCCCGUCCCAGAUGACAAAGCUGGAGAAGUACCGAAGGCGUUCGUGGUCAAGUCCUCAACAGUUGGCAUUGAGGAUAACGACAAAAUAACUGCCAGGUCGAUCUGUAAACAUGUCGAGGAGCAUAAGGCCCGGCACAAGUGGUUGAAGGGCGGCGUAACAUUUAUAGAUGUCAUCCCGAAGAGUCCUAGUGUCAAGCAGCAGAUUGUCCAGCAACACCAGCAAAUCCCCGCAGCUAGGAAUCUUGAGUUGAUGGGAAAGGGGAUAAGGGGCGAUAAGGCUGAGGAAUCCCCGCGCCUGUUCCCCACCCCUCCGGGAAAACUUCGGACUCUCAAAUGGAAAAAAGUUGGCGGAUUUCAAAGCACAUCGAAGCGUGGAGAAUAA
Messenger RNA from Venustampulla echinocandica, 1878 nucleotides. Its product is annotated as Acetyl-CoA synthetase-like protein. The transcript has 9 exons. NCBI's taxonomy places the organism in Eukaryota, Fungi, Ascomycota, Leotiomycetes, Helotiales, Pleuroascaceae. Gene Ontology annotation, molecular function: CoA-ligase activity. The record is from RefSeq and is a predicted model, not a curated record. The coding region runs from base 1 to 1878 and encodes 625 amino acids.